CAGGUAUCGAGCCAGUUUCAAUCAGCGGUGAUACCUGCAUUACUGCCUAUAUGGCUACCGGUCUUCCGUACAUAGACAAGAUCUCAGAUAGCUUGACAGUGGCAUGUGGGUGUUGUGGUGUCGGUGCCAUGUCGUCUGACGAAAUUGGACGAAUUGGAAUGGACCUGGCGUUGAGUGACCAGCUUUCUGAGCUUUCACAGGAACUGUUCAGAGUACAAACCAAACUAACAGCGUAAUGAGAGGACACCAUGCAAAACUCUGAUAUUCGGUGGCGGAGUGAGAACCUCACAAUGGCCACCGUGUACGAUCUGUGUGUUGUGGGAGCGGGACUGGUGGGGUCCGCGGCCGCCAGGCACGCUACCUUAGGGACGGGCGACGAGGCUAAGGCUCGUGUCUGUCUGGUGGGGCCGUUGGAACCGAAGACGAAAGAUGUGACGUCAUCGCGGACUAUUUUUGGCUGUCAUUAUGACGAAGGUAGAAUAAUCCGCGAUAUUGAUCCAUGUGUCACGUGGUCAGUACUGGCCUCCCAUUCAAUCCAGAGAUUCAGAGACAUAGAGAAGGUGUCUGGUUAUAUUCCACAUGUUCGUCACACAGGUAUUCAGUUCUUUUCGGAGGUGGGAUUUAUAUGGAGUGGAACGGAUGGAAACGAGACUUUAAAUGACGUAGGAAAUACGAAGGAAGCGAAGGAAACAGAUACAGCAAGGCGUCUUACUGCUGCUGAACUGCAAAACCUAUUUCCUUAUUUCAACUAUGGAAAACACGACUUGGGGUUCUAUCAGAAAACAAAUGGAGGCCAUAUCAGUCCGAGGCGGAUGGUUUUGGCUCAGCAGACGGCUGCUAAGCAACAAGGCUGUGACGUCAUAUACGAAGUUGUGACGCAAGUGGUAGAAGAUAAGAUGGCGGACGAAAAUGUGAUGGAGGUGAAAACUGAGUCUGGGAGAUGUAUCCUUGCUAAAAAGGUUCUGUUGGCAACAAACGCCUUUACAAAUCUGUGUGAUUUGUUACCAAGGGGACAGAGGCUAAAUAUGUGGUCAUACCCAUCAUGUGUCGCCUUUGUUGAAAUCUCAGAGGAAUCGGCAAAGAGACUGAGCGGAAUGCCUCCCGUUAUAUAUAGAGGUAAAGGUGCUGAAGACUGGAAGCCCCCAGCAGAAGCAAUCGGCACGAGCGAUGACUAUGCCUUCUACAUGCUACCUCCAAUCCGCUAUCCAGACGGAAGAUUCUACAUGAAGCAAGGUUGUUACCACAAUCUGACCCCAGCUCUGGAAACCCUUGAGGACAUGAAGGCAUGGUACUGUAAUCCUCCACCACGGGAACUUGUUCUUAACACAGCCUCUGUCAUGACCAGCUUUGUUAAAGGCAUUGAGCCUCUUUCCAUAACUGGUGACACUUGCACCACAGCAUACACUCCUAGUAAACAUCCCUACAUCGAUAAGAUCUCGGAGAAUCUUACUGUGGCAGUUGGAGGGAACGGGCGUGCGGCCAAGUCAGCUGAUGAAAUAGGACGCUUAGGUAUGGAGUUAGCCUUGAACGGAAGAUGGGACACGGAUCUGCCCAGAGAGAAAUUCCGAGUAAUCCUGGCAAACCCGAAGUUAUAAUCUUACAUAAUCUAUGGGCUUACAGCGUCACAACGCCAACCUUCAGCGGUGAAAGAAUUCAACUGUUGUAUAAGCACCCAAAAUACGUGUAACUAUGGAUCAUAUGCAGACGUUGCAUAUGGAUUUAAAAAAAAAAUGGACAAAAAUAAUUAUUAUACGUAUAUGGAUCUUAUAUUAAUAGACGGGCCAGUUGUUUACAAGCACAGGGAUGUUUGUGAAUGGCAUAUGUUUAAAUGCACAAGAAUGUUUGUUAGAGACAAAUCACGCUUCCCAACUUAAGUUCCUUUAAAAUGAUCACCCAAUAGUGAGCUUC
Liolophura sinensis is the source of this 1908-nucleotide messenger RNA. RefSeq lists its product as uncharacterized. The record is from RefSeq and is a predicted model, not a curated record. Lineage: Eukaryota; Metazoa; Mollusca; Polyplacophora; Chitonida; Chitonidae. The coding region runs from base 249 to 1595 and encodes 448 amino acids. Gene Ontology annotation, molecular function: sarcosine oxidase activity; flavin adenine dinucleotide binding. The transcript is spliced from 7 exons.